This is a messenger RNA of Paramecium pentaurelia, 1175 nucleotides long. NCBI's taxonomy places the organism in Eukaryota, Ciliophora, Oligohymenophorea, Peniculida, Parameciidae. The record is from the annotation of a GenBank genome assembly.
AUGUUUUUUUUACUCUUAUAUGGUGUCAUGUAUAGAAAUUUAUUUAUUAAGAGCUUUUUAGCCUUGAGUUUAUUAAUGAUAGGCUUAUUUGAAUACAAUGGUAUGUUUUAUUUAUUUGAAUGGAUUUGGUUAUGGUUUUUUGGAAUGAUUUUAUCAAUGGUAUUUUUAAUAAAGGAAGAAUCCAUAAAUGAUGAGGAGAGAGAAUAGCUUCUUGAAAAAGAAAUAAGUGAACAUAAAUAAACAUAUAUACCAUUAACAUUGUAUGCAAUUCAUGCAUCAAUACAAGCAGCAGACAUAUUUUUAAUAUGUUUUGAAUUAUUCUAUAUGAGCUUUGGAUUGUUCAUUAUAGUAAAUUAAAAUAAUUAAUAUAGUGUUAAGGAAUUGUGUUUGUAUUCUAUAUCAUAUAUACGAAUAAAUACGAUUAAUUAAAAAUCAUUUAUGCAGGUGUUGUUCUAUUAACAGGCAUUUUUUCACUUGCUUUAGAUAUUGAUGGGAAUGAUAAAUGUUAUAUUGGUUUGAUAGCAACUCUACUUCAAAUAGGAACAAAUAUAUAUACAAUCAAAUUAAAAGAAGAAUUUAUGCAUUAGUAAUUUGAAUUCAUAAUAUUUUAAAGAUAUGUAUUUCAGCAUUCCAAAUAUAUUUCUUAUACUGGUUUAUUCAAAUUUAUAAUAUGGACAAUUGCAAUGGUGAUUGUAAAUUUCAUACCUUGUCCUAAAUAUGAUAAAUCACCUAAAACUAAAUGUCCUACUAAUGAAAAAUUAGGUUAUUUUAGUGGAUAUUUUGAGUCUACUUUUUCAGAAGAAUAUAAUAAGAAUUUGGGUUAUAUUAUUGUAAUUAAAAUAUAAUUAUAUUGAAAAGGCUUAUCCAGUAAUUGUGUUUGUAGUUUUGAUAUUAAUAAGUUCAGCCAUAAGCUAUAUAGAUAAUAAAAUAACUAUUAAAGAAUAAUAAGAUAAAAAACAAUUAAUCUAAUAAUUUGUUUUCUUUCCUUUAUGGAUUUGGUUAUAUAAUAUUAAUAACGAUGUAACUUUGCGUGUAUUUUGCAUACUGUUCUUCAUUUUGCAAUGGUUAUUAGGGCUCUAUAUAGUAAAUGAUUGAUAAUUAACUAGAUAUUUUAUGAUAAGAAGACAGUAAAAUAUGAAUAAAUUGAAGAAGAUCAAGAUUCAGAGUUUUCAUGA